Molecule: messenger RNA, 705 nt
Organism: Chaetomium globosum CBS 148.51
Lineage: Eukaryota; Fungi; Ascomycota; Sordariomycetes; Sordariales; Chaetomiaceae
Exons: 3
Coding region: 1-705 (234 amino acids)
Source: RefSeq, a predicted model, not a curated record
AUGUGUGUCCAGAAUCUCAUCGCACUCUGGUGUCCCUGUAUACCACACGCAUGCAUCAGAGGCACCCCCGGCCCUUACACACGGGUUGCUUUCAUGGACGAAGACUACCUUUCCCGCACGCUAUGCGCCGGCUGCAUGCGUGAAGGCUGCUCCGCGCCGACAGAGGAGCCGUCCGCGCACGGGGAUACCACCCGAAGGUUCCGAUUCAUCGCACCGACCUUGACAGCACUCUUUGGCCCGCCUAAGACCAUCAUCACCACCGGCGGCGUAGCAGAGCCGGAAUCCUCGAAAAAGCCCAAGAAGCCCCGAGGCAAGACAAAAACCAAGAAGAACGGACCUGCUCCGCUGCGAGUCAUCGACCUCCGCGAGGACGACGCUGCUGAUAUCGCGCGGCUCAAGCUCCAGAGGGCCGAAAAGGAACAGACGAAGGCCAGGGGUAAUACCGAGGGCCUGUGCGUUCUGCGAAGCACGACGGAUACCGAAUUCCUCUUCCGCCCCAGCGGUAGACAGACCCCCACCGAAAGAAUCGCGCCCCUUUCACCCGACGGCGGAGAAGCGGGGCUCAAUACCCCCCCACUGCUGGUCUUUGAUGACGAUUACGAGGACGAAGGCAAUGAUGCGGAUGGGGAAUAUCAGCAGCGCGGCGACGUCCAGAACCCGUAUCGGCUCCCUAGCCUUCGGCCCCCUCCCCGUCCACGAGGUUAA